This is a messenger RNA of Ixodes scapularis (black-legged tick), 1308 nucleotides long. RefSeq lists its product as uncharacterized. The transcript has a single exon. Gene Ontology annotation, molecular function: nucleic acid binding; zinc ion binding. NCBI's taxonomy places the organism in Eukaryota, Metazoa, Arthropoda, Arachnida, Ixodida, Ixodidae. Bases 1 to 1308 code for a protein of 435 amino acids. The record is from RefSeq and is a predicted model, not a curated record.
AUGACCAAGCUUAUUCAGGCUUUCAAGGUGGGACAGGACAUGGGCCUCUACCUGGUAAACUUCGAGAGAGCUUGCGAGAGGGCCCGUUUUAAUCGGGUAUUUUGGGCCAGAAGGUUGCUGAGUGUUCUGCCAUGCGAGGCAGCCGGGGUAAUCGCGAGGUUAUCCGCGGACGACUGGGGCGAAUACGACCGCGUGAAGAGCUGCCUGCUCAAGAAGUAUCGGUUGUCGGCAGAAGCGUUCAGACAGAAGUUCAGGGGCGUGACGAAAAAGUCGGAAGCCAGUUAUGCGGAGUUCGCAUACGAACUUCGGUCGUACCUCGUCGAGUGGAUGAAGGUCGCCGAGUCGUAUGACGACAAAGAGAAAAUGCUGGAGACGGUCGCGCUCGAACAGUUCUGUAAGACUCUUCCUGAAAGCAUGCCAACCUGGUUUCAAGAUAAGUCAGGAGUAGACUCUGUUUACCGAGCUGCAGACCUUGCGGAUGAGUACAGUUCCCGUAGAGGCGGGAAAGAGGGAAUGAGGAGAGCCUUUGAGAAGGAAAGCGGGGAUGAGCGGAAGGAAGGGGGCUGGAAAAGACCAGAGACGCGAAAGGAGGAAGACAAGGAGGAGAAUAUCUCCACGACCUCCCGGGGCAACGGGCCAGACAGUCGACAAAAGAAACUUUUUGGGGCGAGGAGGCCGAUAAGGUGCUUCAAUUGCCACGAAACUGGGCACAUUGCCGCGGGAUGUCAAAAACCAAAGGUGGUUUUCGCCUUAGCGAGUAAGUGCGAGGAGAAUGAGGAGCUCCUGAGUCCGUAUCUUUUCGACAUGACAGUGAACGGAAAGUCGUGCCGCGUGUUGCGCGACAGUGGGGCUACCAUUGACCUAAUUCACCCGUCGUACGUUACCGAGACCCAUUACAAUGGGAAAUGUAGCUGGAUCAAGUCGGUGCUGGACGAGGGGAGCGUGUGUCUCCCUGUGGCCGAUGUUCUGAUUUCUGGACCAUUCGGAGAGGGGCGUACUGAGGCGGCUGUUUCAGACAAACUGCCGCCACAGUACCCCUACCUAUUUUCGAACCGAACAGACAGGAGUUUGAAAGAACAGGGCAAGAGCCUCGGGGAGGGACUCGUUCAAGCGCUCACGAGGGCUAAAGCCCGCGAGAUUUCAACGCGGCUCAGUUAUGACGAGGCUAGCCUAGGAAAACCGAAAGAUCCGCCAACUGGGGUCUCGGAGCAAACCAGUUCCGGGGGAGCAGAGAAAGACCGGGGUAGUGAGGAAAACGUCGCGGUCGAAACAGAAACUCGCCAGGAACAGCUAACCGAAACGAACUAG